AUGCUCACGAAGGCAGAUAAGGAAGUACUCACUCGCGGCGGCUUGAUCUGGAGCGGUCCUCAAACCCAUCAGAAAGUUGAAGGCGUGCCCAUGGCAAUCCCUUUCCUCAUACCUCUCCGAAAAGAACCCAACUCCGAUAUGAAGCCAGACCGUUUGCUACACCUCACAGCCCGCAUCGGCAUACCUCUCAAUUUCUGCGUCUUGGAAGACCCAUGUCUGCAGGAAACGAUACUGCAGGCUCUCAUCACUCGACUCGAUCUCGAAGCAACGCCAGAAAACGGGGUAUUGCACCAUCUCUCCGCCACCACGACUUCGACCUCCCCAAUGACUAUGCAUUGCGAGAGCACGAAGGGCAUCAUCCUACUUGCUCGUGUCGAUGGCAAACCGCUCCAUCUCGGAGUUGCCAACAUGAUCUGGUUAUUCGUUGAGACUUUCUUCGGCAUGAUCCGGGACGUGGAGGAGCGGUCGAAGCAGACCGGACUCCCGCCAAAGCAGACCUACUAUGAGCUUUUCGAACGCUAUAUGAAGCCGGAGGAAUUUGUGAAGUUCUGGGAUACGUGCGCCGGAAGUCUCGAAGAGGCAAGGGAUGUGCAGUGUCCAGUCUGCGUCGCCUGCAAAGCAUGUGGAAAUGCGAGUGGCCCUUUCAUGCGGUGUGGAAGGUGCGAAAUCGCGAAGUACUGUAACCAGGCGUGCCAGAAGGAAGAUUGGAGGGAACAUAAGAAGGUCUGUACGAAGGCUUGA
Molecule: messenger RNA, 741 nt
Organism: Ramularia collo-cygni
Lineage: Eukaryota; Fungi; Ascomycota; Dothideomycetes; Mycosphaerellales; Mycosphaerellaceae
Exons: 1
Coding region: 1-741 (246 amino acids)
Source: RefSeq, a predicted model, not a curated record